GCUUGGCUCAGCUCCUGUCCACACCGUAGCGGUGAAGCUGUCACAACAAGCGUCAGUCUGUUCCGCAGCUUCAGCCCCACAAUCAUGCUAUCCAUAUUCUUAGUUAACUUGCGGGAAUUUAUGAGAAACUAAGUUGCCGUCAGGGGACUUAGUUGAGCGGACUUGACGCUGACGGAGAUGUUUCUCGGUGUCGGUGAGGACUGAACGGAGGAUUAUCGUUUCCAGGGAGAACCUGACAGUUAGGUUGCCAGGCUGGCUGCUGCUUGGCGUCUUGUUUAAUUUAACUGCGACAGACCAGAAAACAUAACGAGUCAUGUCUCGCAGGAGUUCCCGCUUGCUGUCCGGUGGCUACUACAAUUCAGAUGAGGAAUCUGACUCAAGUAGUGUGACAAACAUAUCUUACAGAGAAAACCCGGUCAAGGUUUUUAAGAAGAAGGCAGGGACCCGCAAGCCUGGCUCCCGCACCUCCAGUAGAGCAAAUAGCAAUGCCAGUUCUGGGACCCCUGAGACCCCUCGCACUGCAGGUCAGAGUCCGUCGCCCUUGAGCACUCAGACUGCACCUACCAUGAGGACCGUGCCCUACGUCCCCAUCACGGUCACCCCACGCCCAGCACUGACCCCAUCAUCAGCCCGGGCUCAGACCCCCACACACUGCCGUCCCGUACCUCCAGUGAACAGCCCUUACGCCGGGCUCUCCAGCUCCAGCGGGCCGGGAUUACACUCUAGGCCUAACCACAAGGAGCUGAGUCAGAGUGGCGUGGACAGCUCGGGAUACUCGUCCUCUGAGGGCAACGCACCUGAAGAUCGUAUAUACUCCCACAUACCAGCAGUAGCUAAAGCUGCAUUCAGCAGCAGCAUGAAGAAACGUCUGGCUCUCUUACUGAUUGCACUUCUAUGUAUCUGGUUGCUCCUUCCCUUCUUCACCUCUUUCAUCUCCCGCAUGACUGUCUCAAAGACCCCGUCACAGACAAAACCCAAGAGUCAACCUGUUCUCCCUGCCGCUCCUCCUCCUCCUCAACCCAACACCAUGCAUUCCACACCUACAGCGGAUCCUGCCGUUGUGUCUGCUGCUGUAGAAGCUAAGAUGCAGCAUCUGCUGGUGGAUCUGCAGCUUAAACAGGAGCUCCUUAUCUCCCAGAUGAAGGAGCAACUGCAGCUGGACAUGCAGAACAUGAAAGCAGGUCUGGAGGCAGUGGACUCAGACGGUCGGCUGCGUCUGGAGCAGGAUCUGGCCGUGCUGGGCAGGCAGAUAGAGGAUUACCAGAAGGACAGUCGCUCUGCUGCAGCCAGUCUCAACCUCAGGAUCCAAACUCUGGAGAAGCAGAAUACCAAGCUUUUCCAGGAGUUGUCAUCCGUCCAGAUGAUGCCUCCUCCAGCCCCUUGUCCUCAUACCAGCGCUGCUCCAGUCCUCAACCAUCUCAGCCCUGAGCUUCAACAGGCCAUGGAGAAGUGGCUCACUGCCCGCAUCCAGGAGCAGGAUGCAAUCAGAACUGCUGACAGAGGAAGCUGCACAGACUGUGGACAUCCCAUGGCUGACAGAAUGGCUGACUUUGCUCUGGAGACUCAAGGUGCCAGUGUGAUCAGCACCAGGUGUUCGGAGACGUAUCGUCAUCGCUCAGCGUGUCUCACCCUGUUUGGUUUCCCUCUGUGGUAUCCAUCUGAGAGCCCACGCACCGUUAUUCAGGGCUACCCGGUGCUGCUUCCAGGAAAGUGUUGGGCGUUUCAUGGUGUCCAAGGCAUUCUUGUCAUCUCUCUGUCCCACCCCGUGAGGAUAAGUCACGUGACGCUGGACCACCUGCCACGCUACAACUCUCCCACCGGUCGCAUUGACUCCGCACCCAAAGACUUUGAAGUUUACGGCAUGAAAAAUGACACAGAAGAAGGAACACUGCUGGGGAAAUUCACUUACGAUGAGAACGGCCCGUCAACGCAGACGUUUAAGCUGCCUAACCAGAGUGACGUGGUUUAUCGAUUUGUGGAGCUGCGAGUUCUUACCAACUGGGGUCACGUCGAGUACACGUGUCUUUACCGCUUCCGUGUGCAUGGAACGAUCGCCUCCACAUGAGACUGGAGCUUCUCUGAAAGUGACGUGGCAGCGCAUUCUAACAUAUCAGAAAGUACAUUUGCAAUGCACACUUUUUUAUAAAAAUUAAAAACCACUUGAUGGUCUGAGGCCAAAUGCUACUGAAAACAUUUUUAGUGUUGACUUGGGUGUGGCAACAGGUUUUGCUGUUUUUUUGUGAUUACUUAAUGUUAAAACGACAAAAUUACGAGAGCUUUUUGUGCAGUGCGCAUUCAGCUUUAAAUAAUGGCAGAGGAGAAAAAUGUGAUUCUAAAAAAACCAAAAGUCUACCUGGUAAAACCAUGUGGAAGUGUAAGGUUCUGGCAACUUUAUGCUUUCAGUCAUAUGAGCGUGCCACAAAAUCAUUUUUAAUCUUUUCCUAUUUAUUGAGGGUUUUUUUCCUGCUUUACGUUCUUACAGCGCACAAUCACAGUGGGAGCUCCCUGGUAAAAUAGCUUUUCUUUCCGUUUUGCCGCUGGGUAGCUACAGUGUUAAAUGCCUUGCUCAGUGGUACAAGUCAAAGCAGCUCACUGUACUGACCCAGAUGUCUGCAAGGGGUCUUGGGAUUUAAACCAGCAACAACUGGUUCCGGUCAGACCCAUACGGUCAGCCUGCCACAUCACAGAAGUAAUGACAUUGAUGAACUUAACAAGGUUGUUUCUAACUUGUGCUGUCCAUUCUCUGACACAAAAUGAAGCUCAGUGUUUCACUUUUGUCAUGAUAAAGGUUUAGUUGGUGAGGUUCUGAAUCAAACAUGUGGCCUGAUGUCUGACCAGGUUGAAAAUGUUUUUACACCAUUUUUUGUCAGGACAGUGUUCUGAUUUGUAGUUGACAGAAGGGGUGUGCAACCCUCUGAGCAACAGGUCGAUAAUAUACACAGGACAGCAGUGAAUGUUGUUUAAUAAGUGUUGUUUGUUAUUGUUAAGUUUGAUUUAAUAUUCCUACAAAGGUCAAAUAUGCAGCUUUGUAACAUGUAUUUUGUUUUCUCUUUUGGCAAGUUUUGAUUUUAUUUCUGGUACUUGAAUACUUGAAAAGCUUUUUUCUGACCUCUCUUUGAGGAGACGUCGCGCUGAAUCCCUGACGUCUUUGUUUCCACAUCCUUGUACAGAACACUUUCAUUUUGUCUGAGCUCCUCGACCAGGAAAGAUUUGCGUUAUUUACAAAUGCAGUCAUGAAGUUACGAAGAAUAAGUUAUGUCUGUUUUGUAGGAUGCAUUUGAAAGUGUUUUUUGAUUAUUAAUAUGCUAUACAUAUGAAAAAUCAUUCAAUUUUGUUCUUCAAAAUCUGGAAAAUACCUCUUAACACAACAACAGAGCUGCCGGUGUUUGUUUUAGUUCGUUUGUUGUAUAUUUUAUUUAGACGGAACAGAAAGGCUUUUUAAUGAGGUGCACUAGAGAUGAUUCCAGGUAACAGAUAACUUUAUUGAUCUUGUUUUCAGAUGUGCAUCAUGGCAGAAUUUACCACAAAACAGGACCACAACCUUUUGUUGAGUUUUUCUCUUAAUGAAGCAGAUCUAAGAGAAGGUUUGAGCUCACAGGAAAGGUUUACCCAUAUUUAAAAUAACAGACGUGCAUGCCAUGCAUUUAUUUUGUAAUCUCUGCUCAAAAGAAAUCAAAGUAAACUUUUGAAAAAUUCUUAUUUAUUUUUGUAAAUUUUUGAGAUGUUUGGUGUUUGCUGAUGAUGAAAUCCUUCAAAAUUCUAAAAGCUGAUUUUUGUAAUAAGGCAGUCCUAGUGCAUCCCGUUAUGUAUUUAAACUUGGAUUAAUUGUGGUUAAUACAAGGACUUUGGUACAGUUCUAAUAUGUUUAGUUUGCAGUAUUUACUUUCUUCAUUAAACUCCUUGAUUAUGCAUAACCAUGAAUUUAUAGUUAUUUAUCUUCUUACAUGCGGAAGAUGUAAAAAAAAAAAAAAAAAAAAAAAACCCAGCCUGUUUAAAGGGGGAAGUACAGCUUAUUUCAUAGGUUCGCAAAGCCACUAUAUUGUACAGGCUCUUAACAAUGUUUGAUGUGACACAAUUUAACAUGCUAUGCAUCAUUUUAAAACUUUUGAGUUGCAAAUUAUCAUUUUAACAGUUAGAAGUUACAUGCAGUGAUCCCUGGGGACAAAAUCUUGUCAUAAACAUGCCAAUACACAUUUCCCGGUGACCCAUAUUUAGAUGCUAUCUACUCGGAGUCCAUAAAUUUUGGGUUAAUGACUAUUAUAGCUUUUGAUAGAGUAACCUACAGUAAAACAAAUAAUGGGUGCUUUGGGGAUAACUCUUUUUUUUAUUAUUAUUUUAUAUCCCUUAUUAAUCCCUCGAGGGGAAAUUCCGAUUUUCGCAUAUCCCCCCGUCUGGGGGGGUCAGAGCGCAGGGUCAGCCGCGGUACAGCGCCACAGCAACCAUUUCAAUAUAAAUAACUCUUUACUCCAGAAUGAAAAUGGUCUUAAGUGGUCAGAUUAUAAAGUAUUUAAAAAAGCAUCCAUUAUUUUAAGAAGUACUGUCUUAAGAACAAUCUGUGAAAAAAUCGCUCAAAUAGCUUAAAAGUUAUUAGGUUUUAUGUAACGCCUGUCCCAAUGCAUACAGAUUUUGAGAAAAUGGCAGAUAAAGAUCGUGAACCAUGCACAAGUACUCACCAAGCUGUUGUAAGUCACUAACUAAGCAUUUCUUUGACACAUAAUGAAUAGUUUAAGCACUUAAUUUUUUCAGAUUUUUUCAGGCAUGUAAGGUGUACUCCCCCCUUAUUUGAUUUGGAAAAAAGUCUGAAGCUCCUGCGACCUGUGUGUCACGUGUGGCGUUGUUGUUGUUGUUUAACAGCCUGUACAGUGCUUUGAACACAUGACUCAGAUUGCAUAAUUCCUCUUUAAUUCUUGUUGGUGUGAAUCUUUAGGAGCAACAUGAACAGCAUGGCUUUACUUCAUCACACUGAAUGAGGUUCAUCUCUGUCUAUAAAUUGUGUUUUUCACAAUCAAACAAGCCAAAAAGUUGACUGUUAAGGCACAUAAUGUCGGCUACUGCCUGAAGUGUACUACAGGGUUAUUUGACUUUAAAUGCCUAUUUGUAAGCCAAACUGGGAAUGUUUGAUUUAUUAAAUAAAACAUUCUGAAAAAAUAA
Acanthochromis polyacanthus (spiny chromis) is the source of this 5151-nucleotide messenger RNA. It is a transcript of the gene sun2, whose product is annotated as Sad1 and UNC84 domain containing 2. Gene Ontology annotation, molecular function: protein-membrane adaptor activity. Gene Ontology annotation, cellular component: meiotic nuclear membrane microtubule tethering complex; nuclear envelope. NCBI's taxonomy places the organism in Eukaryota, Metazoa, Chordata, Actinopteri, Pomacentridae. Bases 314 to 2065 code for a protein of 583 amino acids. The record is from RefSeq and is a predicted model, not a curated record. The transcript has 15 exons. Gene Ontology annotation, biological process: nuclear envelope organization.